Molecule: messenger RNA, 1506 nt
Organism: Vespula vulgaris
Lineage: Eukaryota; Metazoa; Arthropoda; Insecta; Hymenoptera; Vespidae
Gene: CPR17
Product: endocuticle structural glycoprotein SgAbd-4-like
Exons: 2
Coding region: 220-723 (167 amino acids)
Cellular component (GO): chitin-based extracellular matrix
Molecular function (GO): structural constituent of chitin-based larval cuticle
Source: RefSeq, a predicted model, not a curated record
GGCUCUGCCCCCAACAGUCCAAGAGUUGCUCGCGAACUUCACGCCGGCAACCAUCGGGAGAGAAACAACGAUCUAUAUGUGACGCUGCUUGGUUGGACUUCUUCUCUUACCUGUUCAAUAUCCUUUACCUUUACCACCCGAGGCAUCUCACUUUCUCGUGACCAGGCCAUCUUACCAUUCUCGUAUUACACAAACGAAACAGUCGUCGUGCCGGCCAGCAUGCGCGCCUUGUUAAUGAUCGCGAUCGUUGGCCUUGCCCACGGUCAAGAAUACUUUCGAGAACCCGAAAAAGUAGUGAGCGAAUCUCGUGACCUUGGUGAUACACGAGGCCAUUACUCGUUUGCAUACGAGACCGAGGGUGGAAUUCUUCAGAAAGAAAGUGGUAGUAGGAAGUACGCCGGCACACCAGACGAGACUCAGCUGAUUCAGGGUUCGGUUCAGUACAAUGCACCCGAUGGAACACCGAUUGCUAUGAGCUGGACUGCCGAUGAAUUUGGCACUCAAGUGUCGGGUACUCAUAUCCCAACUCCACCACCAAUUCCACCAGCGAUUCAACGAGCUCUCGAAUGGAUUGCCAAACAACCCUCGACCAGUGAACAACCGGAUCUGCCUCAACCCCACCAACAGCAACAGCCGAAGCAACAACUCUCUUACAGUCAAAAUGCUGUUAUCAAUUCUAACAUUAAUCGUCCUAACAGAGUGCUAUCGAAUAAACGAUUCUGAACAUAGUAUUGCUUAAGUUAGCGUAGAGAUCCGUCCGAUCGUGAAUUCGCGUAAUGUAAUGUUAAAUAAAUUUUUAUGGUUUUUUAUUUUUUAUACAAAAAAGAGUAUAUAUAUAUAUGUCGAUGCGUUAUAAAAGAGAUAUAAAAAAUGAAAUUUUAUACAGAAAUUUAAGGAGAAUGAUAGUCAUUUGUGAUCUCAUUAGAAGCUUUGCAACCGAGACGGAAGAAAAAUAAAGGACUUUUCUUUUUUUAUUCAAUCAAGUAUAAAUGAUUAACUGGAGGAAAUCGAUGCAAUUUCAUAAAUGUCGUAGAUUUUAAUCAUUAAAUUUAUGUUCAUUCUAAGAUAUAGGACGACGAUAUUUGAAAACUUUUUACAAUUUUACGUAGAUAUAAGUACCCUCAUUUUGUAAUACCCAUUUUUAUUUAUAAUGUGUCUCGAAUAUCUAACGCGCGAUUAUACUCGUUGAAUUUUUUUUUUGCUCGCAGUGAGCGUAAAAAUGUUAUGGAAAAUUUUACUGUUAAUUCAAAGAGUUAUGCGACGAGUGACUUUUUAAAUGAAUAUCAAAUGAUAUAACGUGAAAUGUGUUUUAGUUUCUCGUUUUUUAAUCGAUAAUUGAGUUUUGCCUUUCACGAGAAAGGCAGAAAGAUUAUGCUAAUUCAAUAGUGGUUUCGAUCAUUUUCAUUCGCACGUUUCGUCGAACGAUAAUGUUUCGAUGUUUUAGCAUUAAAAACACCGUUCGAUCGAUACACCUCGCUAAAUAUACUCAGACUCAACUAGAUUUAA